Pimephales promelas (fathead minnow) is the source of this 2829-nucleotide messenger RNA. RefSeq lists its product as uncharacterized. NCBI's taxonomy places the organism in Eukaryota, Metazoa, Chordata, Actinopteri, Cypriniformes, Leuciscidae. The record is from RefSeq and is a predicted model, not a curated record.
CUGCCAGCACUGGGGGGCGCUGUGAUGUUUCUAAACGCCACACAGAUCGUCAGUCUGAUUGGUCAAGGUCUGAGCGUCUUGUCCAAUGAAUAGAAGGACGCCGUUUUCAAAUCGUCAGACACGGAAGUAUCUAACACCAGAGAGUCAGCCUGUAAAGAGACUCGAUACCUUUCUGCUAUGAAAUGGAGAGCUUUCUAAGGCAAAAGCUUGCCCAGGCCAAUGGCAACCUAUUGGGUGGAUCAUCUCUUCAGAAACCCAUUUCUUACCAGCCUAUCAAAUUGCCAGAUGUGUGUUCUAGUUUCUAUUCAAUUGCAGAUGAACCUUUUCCCCAAGUGUCUGGAUUUCUUGAUGACACUUUCGGCCCGUCGUUUCUUUUAAAUGAAACCAGAACUGUGUUGAAUUCACCUGGUCCCACACCAUCAGAAAAUCAAACAAAAAAUAAGGACGAGGGAGUUUUAGCCCAGAGAAAAGAGGCUGCCAUCAAUUCCGAUCUUAGUUGCUCUCUUGGUGCGCACUGUCAGUCGACAGAUGGAAGCACCUCACCUAACCCUACUAGAUCUAUACAUAAUGAGAAAGAUGUUAGUGCAACAGCAGAUAAAGCAGAUGAGCGCUGCAAUGAACCCUCGGUAUCCACAACAUCUUUAGAGAAAUCAGAUUUCAUGAGUGCGGAGUUGAAGAACAACACUUUUAAUGUGACCCAAGACUCAAAAGAACAGUCUGACACUGGUGUUAAUGUGACUGUUGAUCUACACAACACCACGGAGAAGAACAGCCCUUUUGAUGUGACCCAAGACUCGAAAGAACAGUCUGACACUGGUGUUAAUGUGACUGUUGAUCUACACAACACCAGGCAGAAGAACAGCACUUUUGAGUGUCAAGAGUCAAAGGAGAGGUCUGACGUGAGAUGUAAUUCAACAGUGGAUAUUGAUGACAAUAUUAAGACUAAGUCAGGAAAUACCACUGUUGACCUGGUCCAGUCACAUGACCCUAAAGAGAGUCCUGACACUAGGGUUAAUGCAACUGUGGAUAUUCUAGACAGUGUACAUUCUAAAAACAAUUCAUCUGUGAAUAGUGCACCCUUAAACACAGAACAGCUCAGUGAAAAGCUUGAGGUAACAAUAGAUAUUCAGGAACAAGAAAAACCAAGUGGUAAUCUUAACUCGACUGUGGAUGAUCAAUUAAAAAACACAGAGGAAGCUAAUUUAAAAGACAAUAUAAUGGUUGAUAAUGUGGAGCGAAUAGCCAGUGCACCUCAUCUACCUUCUAGCGAAACUGAACAAUCAAGUUCCGAUAUUUUAAAACCAGCUAAGAUGAUGUUUACCAAACAUAAUACAACCACUGAUCUUCCUGUGCCAAAAGUUCCAGUUUUGAAGGACAACACUCUAGAAAUUAAGCCUUCAAGCACAGAAUUAUCUUUAGAAUUAAACCAGGCCAGUGGUGCUUCUAACUCUGUGGAAAUCACUAAACCAGUCUCUAACAGCAGCGAAACAAACGUUGAGAUAAGGACCUUAACUUUUGUUUGCUCUGUUGAUGCUCCUGAGCUCAAAGCAGACGAGCACCACAAGAAAGUAGAAAGACCUGGAUUAGCUGAAAGUGAAUCCGUUCCCUCCUCUGAUAUGGGAAACAUCAGCAGAAACAGUGUUUUUUGUUUGGAUGAUACUUUGGACAUGAAAACAAGCUUCAUGGUUACAUCCACACCUAUUGUUUUUGGCAGAGAACCCAGAUUUGAGAUACUGAGAGAUGUGAAGCCCACACCUUUAAGAAAAAGAUUGUCUGUGAUCAACAGUAUGGAGGCCCAAUCGAAUGAUGAGCUUGUUGUGAGUAAUCACAAUGGAACUGGUGCUGUGCAGGCGACUGAGAGCUCAAGUCAGAAGAUCUCAUCAAACUGCAUUUCUAAUCACAAUACAUCAGAACCAGCAAAUGAGAACAAGCCUUCCACAAAACGUCCAAUUAAAAGACAGAUUCCUCAACUUUCCUCUAAGCUUAGUUAUCCCAAAUCCAGUCUUCCCCCAAGGCCGCAGUCGUCCAUGCACUCCUCGGCAGCAGCGGACAAACCAAAGACUGUCCAAGGGCCACAGGUUCCGCAAUAUCGCGACACAUCCACCACCCUACUUGGCAACAGGAAGUCAGUACAGAUGAACAAGGGGAAGAACAUCGCACCUGUCAAAAACGCAGUGUCAGCUAGCACUGUUAAGGCCUCUAUGGUUUCUUCUGCCACUGGAUAUAACUUCACGGCUGUUGCAAAGCCUUCAAGCUCUGGUAUACAGCAAAACAAACCAUCAGGACUACAGCCCCCAACCCGUAAAAGACUGGCUCUUAAAACACCUCAGACUACACAAUCCUCUGUUGAAAGCAUUCUGACUCAGCCCAGUAGUAACAAACCAACAACAACAGGUAUGAGGACGAGGAAUUCACUGCUUCCCAGUGUGGGCCAAACGCACUUGAACAAUGAUGGUUUGCCUUCGGCAAAGAGAAAAAGAAUUGCACACACUGCUCUUCCUACAGUAAAGAGUGAUGCUGUGCAUCCAGCUGACGGAGCACAUGGAUCAGGCUGUGUUAAUUGUUUGCAACAUCAAGACAAACUUAAGAGGGUCCUCCAAGAACUAAUGGAUUUGCGUUCAGAGUGUAAAAACUGGGGACCAUUGCACGAAAAACUUGAGAUGUGUGUAAAGGAAAUGAAGAAGUAGAGUAAGGAGAAAAGAAGAGAAGUGUUGACAAAGAAACUUGGAACUUUUACCAGUUAUGGAAGCUUCUACCAGUUAUUUCUAUGCAGUUCUAUGCAUGUUUAUGUACUUCGAAAAUGACUUAAUAAAAUGUAUCCCAAUUAAA